AUGGCGGACCGAGUCACCCUCACAUAUCAAGAUCGCAUCGCGAUCAUCACCUUCAAUCGCCCCGAAGUAUUGAACGCCCUAGAUGCCGACUGCUACUAUCUGCUCGGUGAGCGGCUGCGCGAGAUCGACAAGAGGGAAGAUAUCUAUAUCACUGUUUUGACGGGAUCAGGUCGGUUUUUUUCUGCAGGCGCUGAUAUCCGUGGCGACGGCAUCAAGCGUCGCGUAGACACCUCUUUGUCCGAAGGGGAACAGCGCCGAGAGAUUAUGCGCACCUUCCUCGUAAAUAAUCUGGACCUCACACGCACUGUGUACAAUCAUUCGAAAAUCCUGGUGGUUGCGCUCAACGGCCCCGUUGUCGGGCUCACCGCUGCCGUGAUUUCUUUUGCCGAUUUCAUCUACGCAGCCCCUCAUACAUACCUUCUCACGCCUUUCUCGUCACUCGGUCUAGUUGCUGAGGGUGGCGCGUCACAAGGGUUUGUGCAGAGACUAGGUAUAUCGAAAGCAAAUGAGGCGCUGCUCAUGAGUAAACGGAUUUCAUGCGAGGAACUGGUAGCAACGGGCUUCGUGAACAAGGUCAUUUCCGCACCGUCUGGAAAGAAAGAAGAUUCAGAUGGAUUUUUGAAAGUUGUUCUGGCCGAGAUUGAUGAUAAAUUGGGCCUGCAUCUGAACCAGUCCAGUUUACUUGGGAUCAAGAGACUGAUUCGUCAGCCGGACCGCGAGGCACUUGAUAGAGCGAAUAUGUUGGAGGUGUUUGGUGGUGUCGACAGAUUUGUUGCUGGUAUCCCGCAGGAAGAAUUCAGAAAACUCGCCGCUGGUGAGAAGAAGCAUAAGUUGUGA
Molecule: messenger RNA, 837 nt
Organism: Talaromyces marneffei
Lineage: Eukaryota; Fungi; Ascomycota; Eurotiomycetes; Eurotiales; Trichocomaceae
Exons: 2
Coding region: 1-837 (278 amino acids)
Biological process (GO): fatty acid beta-oxidation
Cellular component (GO): peroxisomal matrix
Source: RefSeq, a predicted model, not a curated record